GCAAAAAGUGUUGCAACCGUCCCACUCUUCCUGUUCAUUAGAUUUAUUUGAUUAUAAAAGCAACAGAACUUAACGAUUUUAACGAUUACUAGAAGUGUCCGCCUUGCCCUUAUUUAACUCCUCCCAUAAAUGCAGCUGCCUGCUUGCGUCUACUCUCAAGCGAGUCGAGGCGAGGCGAGGCACUUCAACAACCAACCUUUUGUUUGAUAGAUAGUUGUCAGGGCGUCAAGGUUUAUGUGUCAAGUGAAGAUUAUGAAGGUGUCAAUCUGUUCAUCGUUUGGUUUCUGGAGUUUGCUCAUUUACUGUAGUUUGUUUGUUAUUGCAAAUGCAAAUAUCCACCAGGAUGAGGAUGAUGCAUGGACUGAUCCAAAUGACUUGAUAAACUACGACUCAACGUCAAAGCGCAUGAGAAAACCAGCAAUGACUGUGCAACAGUGUCCUGAUGCAUUCGAGUGGAUCAAGAAACUAGAGAGUUUGCAGAAAAAGUUUGAUGAGCAGAAAAAGGAGGAGACAACCACCUCUAUAAAACCAGUUUGUCUUUCAGUAUUCAAGCGAUUCCUUUCCAGGCUCCUUAAAGAAACUUCAAAACUUGGCCUGCCUAACGAUGGACAGACAUCCAUGCAUUAUGACGCUGAGGUGAAGCUGUCCAAGCAGUCGCUGGUGGAGAUCCAGAAGCUUCUGAAUGAAGAGAACGACUGGACCACUGGAGCCAUGGAUGAGGCUCUCAGUCAAAUUCUGCUCAGAUUCAAACUCCACGACCACGAAGCCUGGAAGUGGCAUUUCGAAGACACAUUUUCUGUAGAUGCUGAUACCGCUCUGAAGGUUUCUUUGAUUGUUCUGAUCGUCGUAGCCAUAAUCAGCACUGAGCUCUGGUCUGUGGUCUCCUGGUUUGUCCAGUUCUGGAGGAUGUUUGCUUUUUGCUUUUUUAUUAGCUUGAUCUGGAACUGGUUCCAUCUUUAUAUGGUUGCCUUUGCAGAACACAAGAAGAACAUUGUGGAGGUGGAGAGCUUCAAUGACAAAUGCACUGGGCUGAAACAACUGGACUGGAAAGACAGUUUAUCAGAGUGGUACAGACGGACAUGGACUCUUCAAGAUGAUCCUUGCAAAAAGUACUAUGAGGCCCUUUUGGUGGACCCCAUUUUGACUGUGCCUCCAACAAAGGCUAUCACGGUCACCAUAACCAGUUUCAUCACAGACCCCUUGAAGCAAAUUGGGCAGGGAAUCAGUGAGUUCCUCAGAGCCCUGCUGAAGGAUCUACCGAUCACUCUCCAGUUACCUGUGCUGCUCAUCAUUGCACUCGCCAUCAUUGUGUUCAUGUAUGGAGGUGCUCAAGCAGCUAUACAUCAAGCAGUUCACUUUCCCCAGCUCGGUGGGCAACAGGGUCCACCGCCUCCUGCUGUAGGACAGCACCAAGCUCCUCAACUAGAGGAGCAUGAGGAAGCUUGGGAAGGAGGUGACUAAGGAGGUAAACUAAUUUGAGGGAAAGGCACUACUAUGAAGCAAAGUUAAUUUAGAAUAAGAAUAAUGAACGGGUAAUAAAUUGUCUAUAUGAGUGCAAUAAUUCCAAAUAAAUGUACAAUAAAAUUUAAAUACAUUUAAAAAGAAAUGUUUCCUUUUUGCCGCCCUGAUUG
Molecule: messenger RNA, 1631 nt
Organism: Cyprinus carpio (common carp)
Lineage: Eukaryota; Metazoa; Chordata; Actinopteri; Cypriniformes; Cyprinidae
Product: chloride channel CLIC-like protein 1
Cellular component (GO): membrane; endoplasmic reticulum
Molecular function (GO): chloride channel activity
Source: RefSeq, a predicted model, not a curated record